UUUCCUCUCAAAUUCGCGGCGGACCAAACCCGUGGGCGGCGUCCAUUCUUUUGCCACCGCCCGUUGCCUCCUAUUAAAUCAAAACUUCUAUACCUUCCUCUGAUCCGCGUGGGCGUCGGAGAAGUAGAAAGCCCCUCCACCGUCGUUGGUGGAACAAAGGUAAAAGAAGAUGAUGUCGAGUGGUGGAUACACCUCCAUCGACAACCAGAAGGUCUCCGGAUCCGUCCCGGCCGUCUCUGGUCCGGAUCACGUCACCGUCAAAUUCACAGAUUCCAAUCUCCAGACGUUUCCACCUUCCGAGGCCCAGGGCAAGAUCUCCGCCGUCUUCCGCCCCCCUUCCGAUGCCGACGAUACGUUCUCGAAGCCGUCUCGGGGGAGCUCCGAUGAGUCGCAACCGGCGGGAUGGGUGCACAAGUUCACGGUGGGAGCUUACAAGCCCUACUUCGACGUUGACACGUCGGAUGUUCUGGAGAGGGUCAGAGAUUCUCUCUUCCCCUUCAAAGGGAGUUUUACCGAGAAGACGGCUGAAAAUCCGGACUUAUAUGGUCCAUUCUGGAUUUGCACUACUUUGAUAUUCGUAGCAGCGGCUAUUGGCACAUUUGUUACAUACUUGGCACACAAAUUGGAGAAGAAAGAGUGGAACUAUGACAUUAACCUGGUCACAUGGUCUGCUGGUUUGUUUUAUGGCUAUGUUACUUUUGUCCCUCUUGGACUGUACAUCAUUCUUAAGUACUUCUCAGCACCGUCUGGACUUGUUCAACUGUGGUGUCUAUAUGGAUACUCCCUAUUCGUGUUCAUUCCUGCCCUGUGCCUCUCCAUUGUACCAGUAGAGAUCUUCAGAUGGGUGAUUGUUGGCGUUGCAGGGUUCUUGUCAGCAACUUUUGUUGCUCUUAACCUCCGAACCCACAUUAAAUCAGCUGGCGAGAGAUGGUUUUUCAUUGUGGCUGGAAUAUUUUUGUUGCAAUUGGCUCUUGCUGUCAUCCUGAAACUCUAUGUUUUCACUGUAACUGUAGGAGCAGAUUAGGUCUAGAUUUCAUGAUAUACGUCGUUGAAAGAGAUCCAGAGAAGACAUACGAGGAUUUUUUUUUCAAAAAAAUUACUGUGGUUGUAUUUUAUGUAUUAGUUCAAGCACAUAAACUUGCUUAUGUAAUCCAUUUUCAUUCUUUCAUCUUUUGAUUUUAAUAACCUUGUAAGCUGGCUGGUGCCAGGAUCUGCCUUUUAUUAUGAGUGCACCACCCUUGCAGGUAAAACAGUUACUCUUGUUAUCUGUGUGAUGAUAUGUCUCACCGUCAAAAGUCGUUAAUACAGAGCAAGUAGAUGAAGGAAUAUAAUAUUU
Molecule: messenger RNA, 1336 nt
Organism: Elaeis guineensis (African oil palm)
Lineage: Eukaryota; Viridiplantae; Streptophyta; Magnoliopsida; Arecales; Arecaceae
Biological process (GO): vesicle-mediated transport
Cellular component (GO): membrane; Golgi apparatus
Molecular function (GO): small GTPase binding
Source: RefSeq, a predicted model, not a curated record